Mya arenaria is the source of this 4880-nucleotide messenger RNA. RefSeq names its product patatin-like phospholipase domain-containing protein 2. Gene Ontology annotation, molecular function: triacylglycerol lipase activity. The record is from RefSeq and is a predicted model, not a curated record. The transcript has 8 exons. The coding region runs from base 129 to 1982 and encodes 617 amino acids. Gene Ontology annotation, biological process: lipid homeostasis; triglyceride catabolic process. Gene Ontology annotation, cellular component: cytoplasm; lipid droplet; membrane. NCBI's taxonomy places the organism in Eukaryota, Metazoa, Mollusca, Bivalvia, Myida, Myidae.
CAAACCACAACACAGAGGUGGAAGUCCAGAGUAAAUGUCCAGUGUAACUAUUGCUUUGCUGUUUUAAUCUUUAAAACUUGUAAUAAAUAGUGUUAAACGGACUGACAUCUACGGUUGUGUAUUAGAGUAUGAAUUUCUCUUUUGCUGGUUGUGGAUUUUUGGGAAUUUACCACGUCGGUGUCGCAAGCUGUCUCCGCCAACAUGCCCCUCACUUGAUCGAGAACUGUCAUUUUGCUGGCGCCAGUGCUGGUGCUAUGAUAGCAUGCUGCCUCAUAUGUGAUUGCUGUCUAGGUGACUGUACAACUUUCACACUACGCCUGGCUACCAAAGCGCGGUCAUUUUCCCUUGGACCGUUGCACCCUAGCUUCAAAAUUGCCAAAAUCCUUCGAGAAGCCCUGAGAGAAGUUUUGCCAGACAAUGCUCACGAGAUUGCCACUGGGAAGCUGCAUAUUUCCCUGACAAGAGUCAGUGACAGAAAAUGUGUGAUUGUUUCCCAGUACAACUCAAAGGAAGAACUCAUUCAGGCAUUGUUGUGCAGUGCCCAUGUGCCUCUCUACUCUGGACUGGUACCCCCUCUUUUUCAAGGAGUGCGAUAUGUAGAUGGCGGCCUCAGUGAUAACAUCCCAAUCCUCAACGACUCCACAGUGACUAUAUCACCAUUUUCUGGAGAGAGUGAUAUCUGUCCAAAGGACACUACCAUGAGUCCGACAUGUAUAUACCUGGCCAACACUAGUGUGCAGUGUACCAUGGACAACCUGUAUCGGAUUUCACGAGCACUCUUUCCCCCACAUCCAGAGAUCCUGUCUGAUAUGUGCCAGCAAGGCUUCGAUGACACGCUUAAAUACUUACAGAAUAACAACUUGUUGUCAUGUGUGCGUCACCUGAGUGUACGCAGCGUGAUCAGGCAGGUACAGGUACCCGUGGAGGAUGUGGAGCCCGAAGUGGUUGGUGCAGAGGGCAGGACCAGCCACGUGGGAGAGGAAGAAGAGGGGGGAUGUGAUGAACACACUUGCCAUGACUGCAAAAACAAACGACAAGUUGCCUUGGUUGACAAACUUCCUCACAAAGUUGGAUCAGCCCUGCAGGAGGCUAUAGAUGAGGUGAACAAAGGUCUGAAGGGCUAUGUGAACAGACACCGCUCCCUGCGGCUCCUCUCAAUCCUUGCAACACCCUGGGUCCUUCCAGUUGACAUGAGCUACACUUUUGCUGUCAGGUUCCUGGAGUAUCUUCCUCAUCUUCCAAGUGAUGUCCAGUCAAUGUACAGAGAGACAGCUGACUUGCUGAAAUAUCUUGUCACCAGUAUACGACACGAAAACCGCAGAUACACUGCCAGAUUUACCUGUCAUCUGGCAAUCACUGAGGUCAACUAUCAUCAGAUUGAGUCUGACAUCUGUCCAUCUUUCUCUCAAUCCGAUACUUCACAGCCUGCCCAUCCGAACAUCAGGAACCUCAACUUUGAGUUUGCAGUUGACCUGGACUCUGACACUGCACGUGAACCCACUGGCUCCCUAUUAAACUUACCACACUCUUCAAAUGUGCACCUUCUGUAUCCCCAACACAGACCACGCAGUGACAGUGCUGGUGCCAGGCUUGGCUCACCAAAUGUUCCAUUUAAGACUCAGCAGAAAAACUCUGGACUUGGCGAUGAGUUUUUUGACACUUUUGAGCAGUGCUUGCAUGUUACUAACCAAAUGGAGUCUGUUAUGGCGUACCAUUAUCGGGACGAGGGAAACAAAGACUGCUUCAAGUUUGAAGAAAUAUUCACAUUUGAGGAGAGUGACAUUAAACUGAAUUCUUGUUCUGAAGACAAUCAAAGUGCUAGUGCUACAACCAAACAAGCAUGUCGACCAAGAAGCAAUUCUGCAGGACAUCAUUUAAUCCCAUGUAAACCUCACUUGGAGUGUGACCUUGAGGAGUUUCUAGGUCAAAGGUCAGAUAUAGUGCUACAAGAGAUGGAAACACAGGAGUCUCACACUGAAUGAUGUAUUUUUUGAAACAGAUCUCAAGGGCAUUUUGUGAUAUCUGUUGUUAAAGAACAACAGUUUUGUGUAAAACAAAGUUUGCAAGUAAAAAUAAAUUAAUUGGUAAAUCAUUUUUCAAUUUUUUUUGGACUGCAAAUACAGAUAGUUGUAUGUUUUAAAGAAAUGAAGUUUUUUAUGUUGCUUGUAUACCACACUCUUACCUGAGAAUUUCUUAUCCAAUAUUUACUUUUUCCAGUUCAAAUUCAAUCCUUAAGAAGGUUGAUGACAGUGGUAAGGGGACAAAAUGUAUAGCUCAUUUGCUUUUAAUAAACAAGCCUAUUGUAUUCUUUAUUAAGCAGUAUUGUCAAAACUUGCAUUAAUUUCAGUAGGCAAUGCCAUGCAAUCAGGAUGCUUUUCUCAAAUUUGCAAGAAGAUGCAAUUUUGAUUUUAAGUAAUAUUUUACUCUUUUUAGCCUUAGUUUUAAAAGUGUAUUGAAUUUAUAUGAAAAUAUCUGCAUUCACUAUGGAACUUGCGACAUAUCAGAUUCAAACAAUUGCUAUGCUUUUUCUAUGCUUCUUGUACACCAAUCGAUCUGUAUUUUAACUAUUUUAUAUUUCUCAGAUAUGAAAAUAUUGUAGUAAAUUAAAUCAAGACCUAGAUUUAAGCUGCGGCAGCUGCCUCUUUGAUAAGCUUAAUGGUAUUGUUAAAAUGUAAACUAUUUAUUUAGUUGUUGAAAUAUCUUUCACUUCCAGUUCAUUGUAAAUUAUAUAACAUGGAUUUUAAUUGAUCAUUGAUAUAGAGCUCGUUCAAGUGCCUCAUGUGUUACAUUGCUUUCAAGGAUAUAAAGAACACAUGAUUUUUAGUCUCAGGGGUUUGUUUAUUCAUACUGUUGAAUUUAUUUAUUGCUUUCUGUUAAGAAUAGUCUUGAUUCUCACUCUAUGCUCGUUGUUUUGUUAAUGUCUGUAUUGUUUGUUUUGUUAGCUCAUUUGGUAUUUUAUUCAAAAUAAGUGGAAGUAUUGUCAUAACCUUGGUGUCACUGUCUUUAUGGAAAGACUUUGACCUUGACCAUAACUAAAAACCUAUUCUAGAUAUUUAAAUAAAACUUGGUAUGUUACAGAAACAAAGCACACAUGUAUAGCAGAGCCCUCUGGUGUUAGUAAUUGUUGAGUCAUGCCCCAUUUUCAACUGUAAAAUACUAGACAUGCUUCUCUGAUGACUUCACAGCGUUCUAGCUGUAUUUUAUUGUGAGAUCAAGUGAACAGUUGAAUUUUAAAUUUAUCAUUUAAGUUUAAAAAACAGCUCCUCAUGUUCAGUUAUAUAUUUUUAUAUGUAGAAUAGUUAUUCUAGACUGAUAUGUCAAACUUUUAUUUGGUGUUCAAUUUUUCCAAUUUUCUUUCACAAAGAUCAGUCCUGACGUAAGAUUUUAUUUUUGUACAAAGCAGAACUUGUGUGAUCUUGCUGGAUAUCUUUAAUUUACAGUCCAGUGUUUGAUCAACCCAGGACAAUCGGUGCUUUCUCUUAAAAUAGAUUUGUAAAUCCACCAAAUCUCAUAUUUUUGGGUUGGAUUCAAAUGACAUUCACAUGAGAAGGAUCAUUGGAAAGCAGUUCCCACACAUACAUGUGAACAAAUCCAACAAGGAAUACUGCAGGUUUUCAAUGCUCAGCUUAAUUUUAUAGAUUAAAAUGAUGAACAGACAAAUUUUUACUAAGAUUAUUUAAUGUUAUUUCUGGGUGACCAUUAUUAAAACAAAAUUCAUGCCAAAGCUCAUUACAUAAUAAAACUGGUGUAUAUUUGAAUAAAUAAACAGUGAAAUGCAUUUAUUUUAGCAAAAUUAACGAGGCCUUCACAGAAUAAAUUUGAAAAGAAACUUUAAUAAUAAAAUAUUAUGAUGAUCCAUGUGUCAAAAAGGAACAUUUUUAUAUUUAAGUGUUUUCCCUUGUUUGUUUUCUAUAUCCAUUCCAAUUAUGACCAUAACAUACCAAUAUCCCACAUUAUUGACUAGUCACAAUCAUCAGCACUUAUCUCAUGAAGCUUGGUAGUUGAACAAUUGUGCCAAAAUAUAAUAAAACUACAUAGUGACCGAGUCUAAAGGGGCAGAAUUAGUGGGUCAAAUAUCAAACACAUCAAAGUUUGUGUUCAAUAUGGGAGAUCUACAGAAAGUUUAGCGGCUGGGCUUGCAAGCCCCAGCAACCAGCUCCAUUUUCUGUAGAUAUACACAUUGACAACUAACAUAUACAUAGAUGGUAAAUGUAUAACACUUACGAAAUUAAUUCUCAAGUCUAAAGAAUGUUUUUUUUCUGCAUUUUUACAUACCUCCUUAAUCAACACUGUUUUUUCAUAGGGCUUUGACAUUUGCUUGUCUAUGAUAUGCUAAAAGAGCUUGCUUACAUCAGCAUCUAGUUACUGGUAUACUAGAUUAUGGUUGGCUUUAUUGCCUUGCUUAUUUCUGGAUUGUUCUGAUGAUGUGCAUCUCGUGAAAUAUGACAUAACAUUUUUAAGAUUACUUGAGAAACAAAGAUUUAACAUAAAAUGUUUCACAGAUUCGUCUUGUAUUAUGUUUUAAAUUCUGUGUACUGAUAUCUAACACAUGUAACUGUUUUCUAUAUCUUUUUAUAUUUAUUUAGUUAUUCUCAGGGCAAUACAUGUUGUCAUGUGGUUAAGUGGCAUGCUAGAUAAAAAGUUGCUAGUUUGCAUGUCAACUACAUUUUAUCCAUUAUCCAAUAUUUUAACCAUAAACCUUUUUCUACGAGUAUAUAUGAAAUACCUUAUGCAAAAUAGAUGACGUUUAAGCCAUCGUUGUAUUUAUGGUUUAUAACCUGCAUUUUAGCCUUUAUUAUUGAAAUGUUAAAUUAACAUUGUUAAUUAUAAGUACACAUCAAAAAAAAAAUAUAUGAACAAAAACUGAAAUAAAUUGUCUC